UCCAAAAUAUAUGUUAAGCCAACAUUGCUCUUACCCUGGCGAAGUAACGGAUGUAGUGUAUUGGGAUUUAUUUUAAAGACUUGAUCAACUACAAUUCUCAAUAAUAUCUAACAAGAUGAUUUCGGAGUUGGUAGUAGUAAUAUUGUUCAUAGCUGGAAUUCAAGCUCAAGAUGACACAGAAUGGAAAUACAAGGUAGAAUAUGAUACACCAUUUAAUAUCACCUGUACAUAUGGGAAAAUGGGCAUGAUGUCAUCAGCUACAAAAACAAUGCGCUGGAUUCUACCCAAUGGUGACAUGGUAGCAGGAAUGAGUUCUCAGCAUGAACGAGUGGAGCUUCACAUGGAUGGAACGCUCCUCCGACUCAAACACGUAGAUGAUCAAGACUUUGGCAACUAUUUCUGCCUGAUAUACGAUCAAAAAAUAGGAGAAUACUCGGUCGUCAAAAAAGGCAUCAACGUGGAUGGACCAUAUUGGGGUGAUUUGACGGGAAAAUAUCGCGAUGGUAUCAUCAUUGGUUCUAUUGCAGCAGCAAUAGUCUUCGUACUAAUGAUUGGAAUCUGUUAUUUAUUUGAACGAAAUCCAGUUCUGAUUGGUAGAGACAGUGAGAUGUUAGGCGUAUAUGUACCCAAAACCGAGGUGGAUAAGAAUAAAUAUGAGGUCCAGGAAUAUGAGAAUGCUGCAAUAAAAAUGCAAGACGAAAUUAAAAAGUCCGAAAUAUCAAAUGGAACUUAUGUUGAAGAUGUUUCAGAUAAUGAUGGAAACACGCACCUUUAAACCUUUCCAUUUUUUUCUAUUCAUUGUACGCAGUGAUAUCAAUGACUUUACCAAUUUACUUUAAGACCGGCGCACACACGAGCCAACAGCUUAGGCAGAAUUCAAUUGUGCACUUCUCCUUAAGGCGAUAGCUUCCGUGUGCGGGUAAAUUUAUGUACGAUUUUGGUCAUUCGUGUCGAAAAGUUAAAAAUCAAACGUGUUUGAUAAUUUUUUUCCAUGAAUGAACGAAUGCUUGUGGGUGCGCGUUUCUGGAACCUCAUUAUCAUUCACGUCAGAUUCUUCUUCUGUGGAUAGAAUUUAAUACUAUUUUGGUUCUUCC
Messenger RNA from Lottia gigantea (owl limpet), 1094 nucleotides. RefSeq lists its product as hypothetical. The record is from RefSeq and is a predicted model, not a curated record. Bases 116 to 775 code for a protein of 219 amino acids. The transcript has 3 exons. NCBI's taxonomy places the organism in Eukaryota, Metazoa, Mollusca, Gastropoda, Lottiidae.